This is a messenger RNA of Alosa alosa (allis shad), 697 nucleotides long. RefSeq names its product small nuclear ribonucleoprotein D3 polypeptide, like (gene snrpd3l). NCBI's taxonomy places the organism in Eukaryota, Metazoa, Chordata, Actinopteri, Clupeiformes, Clupeidae. Gene Ontology annotation, molecular function: RNA binding. The transcript is spliced from 4 exons. The record is from RefSeq and is a predicted model, not a curated record. Gene Ontology annotation, cellular component: precatalytic spliceosome; pICln-Sm protein complex; U4 snRNP. Bases 153 to 536 code for a protein of 127 amino acids. Gene Ontology annotation, biological process: RNA processing; spliceosomal snRNP assembly.
AACAAGAACGACAUAGUGCAUUGUGGGUAGCAAGCGCGAACAAGGAACAGUCGCACUCUUUGAUAAAGUGAAAUAUCUGAAUUUCCAAACGAGAGGCUUAUCUCGUUAAUUCAAAGGCUUAAAGAAGUUUGGUGCUCAUCUAUCUACCCAAAAUGUCUAUUGGCGUACCAAUAAAGGUUCUGCAUGAAGCUGAAGGACACAUUGUCACUUGCGAAACCAAUAGUGGGGAAGUGUACAGAGGAAAGUUGGUGGAAGCGGAGGACAACAUGAACUGCCAGAUGGCCAACCUCACAGUGACUUACCGAGAUGGCAGAGUGUCUCAGCUUGAACAGGUAUAUAUUCGUGGCAGCAAAAUCCGCUUCCUCAUUCUGCCGGACAUGUUGAAGAAUGCGCCCAUGUUGAAGAGCAUGAAAAACAAGAAUCAAGCAGCUGGAGCUGGCAGAGGGAAAGCUGCCAUCCUCAAAGCACAAGUGGCAGCAAGAGGCCGUGGAAGAGGAGGUGGUGGCGGAAGAGGGAAUAUCUUCCAAAAGAGAUGAUUCCAUUUUGUGUGUUCCAUUUAAUUUUUUUUUUUUUUUAAAUGCUCACUUAAUGAAUGACAUGCUCCCUUUUCUUUCUCUUAUUUUUUCAUAUAAUUUCCUAGCAUUUUUUGGUCAUGUCAAUGUUUUUAUUUGUAUUAAACAUCAAGUUCUAAAAGCUG